CUAAGGAUUUUCAUGACUCACUGCGUCCCAUACGGACUAGAUUCUAUGCACCUGCCUGGUCACACGAUGAUCGGAUUACUCCCACUACUCUCAGCAAUCCUCCUGAUAAGGACCAGCCAAGCACAAGUCUCUGUGUAUGUAAAUGGAGAUGUGUUUGGUUUCAUAAACACAGAUGUUACACUGCGUUGCCGAACAGAGACAAAGGAGCAUGUGACCCAACUUACAUGGCAGAAGAAAAAGACUCCCAACAACGAGGACUUCCUGACUUACAGUAAAGGAGAGCAGCCGGUAUAUCUCACCCCAUUUGCGAAAGAGAGAGUGACAUUUCUAGGGAAUGGUGAUCAGGGUGGCAACAUUCUCAUACGCAACGUGACAUUAGCUGAUGAGGGAAUUUACCUCUGUAGCUUUAGUACCCACCCGACUGGAACGAAAGAGAAAGAAAUCAAACUACAUAUUAUGGUAAGACCAUUUGUCACUGUGAUUUUGCCACCAAUUAAAACACAGACCACAAUGAGCAUUGUGGCUGAAUGCACAGCGAUGGCUGCAAAACCUGCUGGUGAGAUCAAGUGGAUCACAAGUGAGACUCACGCUACCUCAAAUAUCACGACCUAUCAACAUGAAAAUGGGACUGUGACCACAAAGAGUCAGCUCUCGAUGGUGCCUUCACCAGGUCUUUAUGGACAGAAGGCAACGUGCGUAGUUUCUCAAGCAAACAUUGAGUUGCCAGAAGAGAAGAACUUCGUCUUCGACAAUAUUCAGUAUCCUCCUCAAGAUGUCAAUAUUACAGUGCACAGGAAUGCAGCAGAAGGGAAAUUGGAGCUUAAAUGUCUGGCAGAUGCCAACCCGCCUGUAUCUUACACAUGGAAGAGAGAUAAUGGAGAGAUUUCUGAUGGUACCAUUCACCAGUUCCAAUCACUGAUGGUUUCCGAUACAGACAUCCAUCAGCCCGAGCUAUAUAUCUGUGAAACAAGAAACAUCGUUGGCAGCCAAUCAGGAAUUGCGUAUCUUUAUAAGACAGAUUCUGCUUGUCAAGUGCCUCUUGUUUUUCUAGUUAUUUUCGUUAUUUUGGUGAUUGUUCUAUCAGUUGGUCUCAUUUAUCUCAUCCGGGAAAGAAGAAAUAACAGACAACCAAAAUAUCAUGAAGCGGAUGACGGAGAGAUUGAAAUCACACAGCAAGAAGAUUCACAUGAUGGAAAAGGUCGAGGCCAGCAGGAAGCUGCAGAGGGUCAGUUAUAGAUCUAUUUUCAGCCUUAAAUGAUGGCCAUUCUACUGGGUAUGCACCGGACCAAAAUA
Molecule: messenger RNA, 1293 nt
Organism: Pelobates fuscus (common spadefoot toad)
Lineage: Eukaryota; Metazoa; Chordata; Amphibia; Anura; Pelobatidae
Product: nectin-1-like
Exons: 8
Coding region: 13-1236 (407 amino acids)
Biological process (GO): homophilic cell-cell adhesion; heterophilic cell-cell adhesion
Cellular component (GO): adherens junction
Source: RefSeq, a predicted model, not a curated record